Penicillium alfredii is the source of this 3084-nucleotide messenger RNA. It is a transcript of the gene sha1, whose product is annotated as putative calmodulin-binding protein Sha1. The coding region runs from base 1 to 3084 and encodes 1027 amino acids. NCBI's taxonomy places the organism in Eukaryota, Fungi, Ascomycota, Eurotiomycetes, Eurotiales, Aspergillaceae. The record is from RefSeq and is a predicted model, not a curated record. Gene Ontology annotation, biological process: establishment of meiotic spindle localization; mitotic cell cycle; spindle organization. The transcript is spliced from 2 exons. Gene Ontology annotation, cellular component: spindle pole.
AUGUCUGGUAUCCUCAACGAAGCUGCGACGCCGUGUCCGUCGCGGUCGAGGACCUCGAGGUUCAGCGAACGGAAUAGCGGGAGCGACACAUUGGAGACCUUGUGGGACGACGACUCGGGCGUGGAGCAUACUGGGGAAAUCGAGUUCACCACCGAAGUGCGUGCACCUGUUUUGACAGGCGCGCGACCGCGACGUGCCAACAGGACCGUUUCGGGGUUUCAAAUCCACCACGACACUGACGAGAAGCCGCGGGGUCCUGCCGAGAAACGGCGAAGACCUAAUGAAUUGCCUCGGCCGCCCUCAGAUGGCAAAUCAUCUCUGCUGUCUCAGCCAGCUCAGCGGUUUCGCCCAAAAGUCAACUUUGCUCUCAGCCCGCCAUCCCGAUCUAUGAAACAAGAGACAGAAACACAGCCGAGAGCCGGCAGAGUUGAAAGAAAGUCAAAUGAAUUUUGCCGACCCAGCGAAACCCGAGGCAAGGAAUCGGACCCGCAAGAUCGAGAACAGGCUCCGAAGAAGGAUAUGAGACGCAACACUGUGUAUAUUCCGCCAGAUGACACUACCGUGGCCAGCGUUUUCAUGGGGCUCUUUAGUCCCCUCAAAAAGCAACCUGGGAGCGCCAUACCUCAGGAUUUGGAGGAUACUCAGACCAACACUUUGGAAGCACAAAUCGCAAAACGGCAAGCGAGAAAGUCGCUCGCAGUUUCUGCAAAGAGAGCUCCGCUGCAGCCAAGUUCCAAGAUUUCCCAGGAGGCUGCGAUAAGAAUGGAUAUUGCUGGCAAAAACGGUGGAAAGGAAAACAUCCCCCCUGGAACCCUUAUUGGUGACAAGAGCAGGGCCACAAAUCCUAUUCUUCUGUCCAAAUCCAACCGGGGAAAUGCUGUAUCCGAGUCAAACCCAGUCCGUCGAAAAGCCACGUUUCAGCCCACGAAAUCUGUUGUCCAACCAGCGAGACAGCAACGGGCACGAUCAGUGCUAGGAGAGAAGCAACGCAAUGCUGGACCUUCGUCCGCUUGCUCUAAUCAACAGAAGGCAAUGCCCACAAAGCCCAAGGAGCCAGUGAGAAACACUUCCACCCUGAAUGCUCGUGCCUCUGCUCUUUCAAACCGCUCAAGCCAAUCUGGACCGAGCCGAGCAUCAAAAAUUGGAAACAUGCCCUCGAAGCUGAACCAUCUCAACCACGAAUAUCCGCCGCUGACGGAGGACAUCUCAAACCCUUCUCUCUACGAAGACAAUUGGCUAUCUCAUCAGGAGACUGUCAUAACUCAAUUGGUCAACGCAUUGUUCGAAUGUACAGACGGCCAUUUGACGGCCUAUGACCCCAAUACCCUUCGACUUGGGUUGCUGGGAUUGUACCACACCGAUUACUUCACUCUUCUCUACCGACGAAUCCAGGCUUCCUUGACCUGUGGGACUUUGAGCAUCCCAAAGGAUAUCCUUGCCCGACACAAUCGGGCCAAACAAGACGUCGGCCUACGACGGAAGUUUUUGGAUAUUUGGAUUCAGUCGUACGAUCGCCGCGCAUUGGUGGCAGCCGCAGAAACCAUUGUGGGCAGAAGAGUCUCAAAUGAUUCAAAUCUUUUUGGAAUGAGUAUCCAAACUUCCCAAGAGAGCGCAGCUAGACGCGAGAAGUCUGUUCUCAGAAAGCUGGAAGGUUUCUUGGAUACUUUCUUGCUGCGCAAUGAAGACAUUGACCACAUCACGGCCGAGGUCAAAGACACGCCAGCGGAGGAAUUAGCCAAGGCUUAUCGCCGUACCGUGCUUCGGAGUAUCAUGUUGGUUGUUCUUUUGGAUCAAGGAAGACAGAACCCUGGAAUUGGCGUUCCCCGCCGACUUUUUGCUUCAACAUCGCCCUUCAAAUCCUCCGCGGAGGUUCUCCAGGCUCUAGCUCGAGUGCUACUGCCAUCUUGUGGCGAUAUCACGAAGCCACUGGGUCAUCUUGACUGCCACCUGUCCUACCAGCAGCACCGACUGCAAGAGUACAAUUACCAGAUUGACAACAUUGCCAUUGAUCUAAGAGAUGGUGUGCGGCUAACGCGAAUUGUCGAGGUGCUCUUCUUCGCCCCAGAGCGCGGGCGGUCUAGCCUGGAGGAUCAAACCGAAGUCUCUUUGUGCACGGGCGGAGUUCUUCCUCUUGGAGACGAAAUAGACCUGCCGCUGUCCAAGCAUUUGAAGUUUCCAUGCACGAGCCGCGCAGCGAAGGUAUUCAAUGUACAAAUUGCCCUUGGUGCCUUGAGCUCUGUCAAGGGAUUCAGAGCCACGGUUGGUGACUUGCGGGCUGAACACAUUGUGGACGGCUAUCGGGAGAAGACCAUCGCUCUUUUGUGGUCUCUUGUCAGCAAAUGGGGCCUUGCGGGCCUAGUUGACUGGGGUGAUCUGCGCAAGGACAUUUCGCGAUUGAAAUGCAAAGCCGUUUCUCAGUUCGGUUAUGAACAUAUAAAGGACGAGACAUGGUUCGCUGACGUGGAUUCCAUUGACGACGAACACUCCCAACUCCUUCAACAGUGGGCUGCAGUCCUGGCCGCAUUAAAGGGUCUGCAAAUCCGCAACAUGACCACCAGCUUCGCCGACGGGAGAAUCUAUGAGAGUGUGGUCGAUGAGUACGAGCCAUACAUCACGGGGAAUUUCAAUCGAGUCGGCGAGGUGACAGAUAAGAAACCCACUUCUUUGUCCCUGGAGUCACGCCUGCGGGUGUUAGGGUGCAGUUCUCAGUUCGCACACCUUGUUUCCCCAAGCCCCGCCUCCUCUCAUAUCCUCAACCAGGACUUUACGCUGGCAGCGCUCGCUUUCCUCUGUUCCCGACUGCUUUCCGCAUCAAAGCGCCCUCGUGCCGCGACCACACUGCAACGUGCCUGGCGAGCUUGUCUGAGAGAACGAGACCACGACCGGCGGGCUAUGGCGAAGAACCUUGCCGUCCACUGUGCCGCCGUUGUGCAAACCAGAAACGAAAUAUUGUGGGCCAAGGAGGUGAUUGUUCGGUGGUGGAGAAAGAUCCAGGCUCGCAAGGAGCAAGAGCAAGCCACACGAUAUCGGACAUUCCGAAGCCUCGAUCGCCAGGGCCGCAAGACUUUUGGACGUCGAGUCUAA